Messenger RNA from Dermacentor albipictus, 1570 nucleotides. The record is from RefSeq and is a predicted model, not a curated record. Lineage: Eukaryota; Metazoa; Arthropoda; Arachnida; Ixodida; Ixodidae.
ACCGAACAACAUGAAUCCCGAGUUUAACAAGGGAAGAAGAGCGGCGAGAGCCAAGGCACUCUUCGACCAGCACGCCAAUGACGAGCACGCGCGGUACAUCGACGCGGCCGAAUACCAACGAAACACCUUCACAGCAGUCGUCAUAGGGGUGUCAACCUGCGCCACGAGGACAGCAGCGAUCUUGGGAAGCGCCGGAACGGAACAAGCGGAGGAGGUAGCCAUCGCCCUGGCCAUCGCCGACUGCCCCACAGUGCUGAGUGACUCGAGACAGGCGGGGCGAAACUUCGUCAAAGACCAAAUCUGCAGGGAGGCCGAGCACGUACUGCGAGCGGCCAAACUACAAGACAGAAAAGUAAGACUCAAGUGGUUCCUGGCGCACGCGGGCGACGCGUCGGAACGCAAUGAGAUGGCACACGCAGCGGCGCGAGCGCUAACCAACCGCGCCCUGGGCAGACCGUCCGACGUGGUUCGGAACCAAGGACCGCAUGAGGGACUACAACAAAAUCACGAAGGCCUACCGCCUGGCUCGCAGAACUCUCCCAUCCCUGCACUGAGUGGAGCGGAGGCAGUACUGCUGAGACAGCUCCAGACCAGAACGCUACCGAGCCCGGGACUGAUGCAUCGCAUGUACCCCGAGACAUAUCCGACCAAUAAGUGCAGAGUCUGCCAGAGGGCGACGGCAGAUUACACGCACAUCUUGUGGGACUGCGGUAAAAAUCCAGAAGAAGCAAAAUCAAGAACGAUCCCACCGCGGCUCGAGGCAGCCGCGAAGAGCUACGACCAAGACGAACAGCUCUGGGCCGCCCAGCAGGCCCUCGGGGCGCUCGAAAGGCAGGGACCCAGCGAGCUGGCAACGGCGAGCGGAGACCUGCGCCGAGUAACAGCGACUUAGUAGAUGACGUAGGCCCUCGUCAGGGCACGCGAGGGCCCAACUGCAGGCACAAAUAAAGUUGGCUCCAAUCCAAUAUUGAGCAGAGGCAUUGCCUGUAACGAAACUUAGUCUCGUUACGGGGUCCAUGCUUCAAAACUGCUUCAAUUCAGAGUAUGUAGCAGCUAGCAUUUGCAUUUAGCAGCAGCCCAUAGAAAACCAACUGAUGCCUGAAUGUUCAGGCCAGAAGUUAGGUGUCAUGAUUUUCCCUUAUCACAUAGUAUUCCAGCAGGUGAAGAGCAAGUGUCUUCAUGGCCACCGGGCGAGCAGAAAUAAAGAUAUCCUACAAAAGCUAGGUGAUGUUUUCUGCAGCAUUCUGUAACAUAGUGAGACAUAGAAUAUCUGCUAGUGCACAUUUAAACAUAGUCGAACUUUGUUUACAAACAUGGAUAUGAUGAAUUAUCGGACGUACAAAGUAAAUCUAACGUAUCUUGCCGAUAUCAGCAUGUAACAAAUAUGCACUUAUAAUGAUUAUUGCACGUAGCAAGAGCACAUAGCAAGAGAAUCCUUGCAUUGGAUGUGACUUUGGACGAGGUUUGACUGUAUAAACAGAACUUUUAUGUUUCCAUGCGUUGCAGGAAAAAAAAACUGCAGAGAGCUUUGCUUGUCAUGGUCUCCUACUGGUCUAAAAACAUGUGCAAU